Messenger RNA from Paracoccidioides brasiliensis Pb18, 999 nucleotides. RefSeq lists its product as uncharacterized. The transcript is spliced from 3 exons. Bases 1 to 999 code for a protein of 332 amino acids. The record is from RefSeq and is a predicted model, not a curated record.
AUGUUUGGUCGUGUCAACCAGUUGUUCAGACACCUCUCUCGCGCGCAACCCAAUUACGUCCAUCGCUCCGCUACGACAGCUGGUCGUGCGCUACGAACUCCUCCGAUGACAUCAUAUACAGAGACAGCGCUGGCGAACAGCAGGAGAACGAUUCGCACGGCAGCAUGUUUGAUAAUCGGUGAUGAAGUCCUGGGCGGCAAGACCGUCGACACCAAUUCCCCUUUUUUCGCAAAAUAUUGCUUCUCCUUGGGUAUACAUUUAAAGCGCGUGGAGGUCAUUGCAGAUGAUGAAAGUGAGAUCAUCGAAGCCGUGACGCGCAUGAGUGACAACUACGACUUCGUCGUGACGAGUGGAGGGAUCGGUCCAACCCAUGAUGACAUUACCUAUCAAUCGAUAGCAAAAGCCUUCGGACUAAAGCUAAAAUUACACGAAGAGGCUCUAGCACGGAUGCGCAGUCUGUCCAAGACAUCACAAGUGAAUCCUGAUUUCGACUGGGACAAACCCUCCCCCGUUCUCACAGCGCGACUACGCAUGGUCGAAAUUCCCACAGACGACAACAUCCCCUUAGAGGACCAGGCCCUGUUCGUCGCCGACGAUCUCUGGAUGCCCAUCUCCGUCGUGAACGGGAACAUCUUUAUCCUCCCCGGCGUUCCCAAGCUGUUCGAGCGCCUCUGUCACGCCCUCAAGCCACGGCUGCGGCUCCGCCUUCCUGACCCGGAGGGGGUUGGGAUUCACCGUCUCAUGUUCGCGACGCCGCUGUAUGAAAGUGCGGUUGCGCCGUAUCUGACAGAGCUGGCGGCCAGGGUGGAACCGCGUGGUAUUAAGGUGGGGAGUUACCCGCGAUGGGAGAAGAAGUUCAAUACGGUGACGUUGGUUGGUACGGAUCUGAAGUAUAUGGAGAGCCUUAUUCCUGAGGUGGAGGAGCAGGUGCAGGGGCGGAGGGUUAUGAAGGAGGAUGAGAUUGAUUCUCUUGAAGAUGAGGCGGAGAGCCCCAAGUAA